Molecule: messenger RNA, 1599 nt
Organism: Chrysemys picta bellii (western painted turtle)
Lineage: Eukaryota; Metazoa; Chordata; Testudines; Emydidae
Source: RefSeq, a predicted model, not a curated record
CAGAACACAAACUUAUAGAACCACCAACCAGCUGGCAGGAUGGGACAGUUUCUGGAUCUCAUGGACCAAGACCCUCUCUCGGUGUUUAGGGACUCACAAUGGCAAACUGAGAUCAUCUAAAGCACAAAGAGUGAAGGGUGGGAUAGCAUCAAAAAAGGCAGAGCUUGCAGGUACCAUAGAUGGGGCGCUGGAUGUAUUACCUUUGCUGUAAUGUUCUAGGUUUAUUGAUACUGCUUCAGUUUUUGACCGUGAGCUGGACUCCUUUCUUAGAAGCAACAGUUUUUCCUUCUUCUGUGCCCCAUGUCAAACCCAGCUACAGUUUUGGCCGGACUUUCCUGGGACUCGAUAAAUGUAAUGCCUGCAUCGGAACAUCGAUUUGCAAGAAAUUCUUUAAAGAAGAAAUAAGGUUUGACAACUGGCUUGCUUCUCAUUUAAAACUGCCUCCCGACUACCUUCCCAGUUACUCCGGGAACUACACAGAUGAUGCCAAGAGCUGGCGGCUGGUUGAGAUCUCCAGGCUAACCACCAAAUACCAGCAUGACCAAGCUGACAAGAGAAUCUGUGCUUCCCUUUCCAAGGCAAAAAGCUGCAGCAUCGAGCGUGUCUUGAGGAAGACGGAGAGAUUCCAAAAGUGGCUGAAAGCAAAGCGCCUCACACCAGACCUCGUGCAGCUCCAGAAUUCAUCACUUUCAGCAUCAGAGUUCACAUCACGUGCUGCUUGUUUUUUUCGGUGUGAGGUGAACAAUAAAAAAGUCGGCUAGUUUCAGCAGAGAUCUCCUGCAGGGCAAAUUUCUAAUUCUAACAACAAAGAACAGCAAAGAAAAGGCUUGAGGCACCAAAGAUGUGAACAAUAUCAAGGUACAAGAAAAAACCCUCAAGUUUUUCAACUUGCCCAUUUUGCACAUAUAAGUUAUAAUGUGAAGCUGUUAAUCAGCAUGAUAGUCCUGCUGCCACCACAUAACCACCAUCUUUAGGUAUCUGGCCCCUGAGGAGCAACCUUUAAAACCUCACUUUGGUCAUUAAAUGUCAGCAAGUGGUUCAUUCAUCUAAUGUCUAGUCCUUUGUAGGAAAGUAUUUUUGAUCUACAGCCAUCUCCCAGACCAAUCUCUUUUUGACUUAUUGCCUUGUUACUAGAGAUGUGCCUGAACCAAACCUCCAGGUCUGAACAGACCUGAACUUUAAGUGGAGAAUAAUGCUGGAAUCUGAAGCUGGAACAAGAUCCUGAUUUUUGCAAUAGUCCUCUAUCUCCGUCAUGGGCUGAACCAAAGUCUCAGAUUCAAACAUGCAAAACCUAUGGGUGGUUUGAAAUCCAGAUUCAAAUUUUUUGCAGCCUGGAUUCAUUUCUAAUUGUAUUAAUUCACAUAAUAUACAUAGCAGUCACUCCUUAGUGUGAACUGCAGAUGGCAGUGAUUCAGGAUUGAGUUUAUCCCUUCCUUGACUGUUUGGUAGUACUUUGUGAUUGUGAUAGUAUAAAGACAGGAUGGUUGUGCUGCAGAGGUCUCUUCUGUGUCAGGAAGAGCUCUGAGUCUGUUUGCACAAAUAAGCACACACACACACCAAUUUGUAUUCUUGUAUUCGCUGCCAGGGCCGGCACUAGGA